Amphiprion ocellaris (clown anemonefish) is the source of this 2845-nucleotide messenger RNA. RefSeq names its product RLA class II histocompatibility antigen, DP alpha-1 chain-like. Gene Ontology annotation, biological process: immune response; antigen processing and presentation of exogenous peptide antigen via MHC class II; immunoglobulin production involved in immunoglobulin-mediated immune response. Lineage: Eukaryota; Metazoa; Chordata; Actinopteri; Pomacentridae. Gene Ontology annotation, molecular function: MHC class II protein complex binding. Gene Ontology annotation, cellular component: MHC class II protein complex; membrane. The transcript is spliced from 4 exons. The coding region runs from base 1042 to 1764 and encodes 240 amino acids. The record is from RefSeq and is a predicted model, not a curated record.
UGGGCAGCCUCGGGUAGCGCUAGCCCGCUUAGCUUUGCGGUUGGGCAGCCUCGGGUAGCGCUAGCCCGCUUAGCUUUGCGGUUGGGCAGCCUCGGGUAGCGCUAGCCCGCUUAGCUUAGCGGUUGGGCAGCCUCGGGUAGCGCUAGCCCGCUUAGCUUAGCGGUUGGGCAGCCUCGGGUAGCGCUAGCCCGCUUAGCUUAGCGGGGCUCGUUAAUGGUAACCGCCAGAUAUAAGUCCGGACAAACUUUGCAGGGGCAGAAUGAGGCACUUUAUUGAACCAGCAGCAACUGUCCACGUGCACUGGCUUCCCACUCUUGUCCUGUAUAACUGGCUGUAUCAUCAUGGUGCAUCUCACUAUGCCUCCGCUUCCACACUCAUCUCUGCAACACACACCGCUGCAGCGCUCCUCCUCACGUCACACACACACACACACACACAUACACAAAUGUACACACUAAAUGUAUUGAUGGCAUGAAGCUCACACGUAAAAAUCUAUACAUUAGCCGCAUCGUUGUAUAAGCCGCAGGGUUCAAAGCGUGAGAAAAAAGUAGUGGCUUAUAGUCCGGAAAUUACGGUAAUUUUAUCCCAUCUGCUUGUAUUUCCUCAUAUUAAAUCUGUACAGUAACCAGAGAGACUAAUGCGAUGCAGGUAAAAGUAAAAUAUUCCCUCUGACACGUGGACCACAGUCAACAAAAAGUCACAAACAAGUUCAUCUAAAACAUUUUCAGUCCAUUUUUUUUCCUCAGAUAAAAAUUCUCCUUUAAAUGUUUAAUUUGUUCAUGAGAAAUGUGCUUCUGUUUCACAGCAGCUGAACUGUGGGAACAUUUGUCUUUAUUAAAUACAUUUUUGAGUGAAAAAAGCUAGAAAAGAGUUUGAUAUUCAUCAUUAAUGCGAGCUGUGAGGUUCAGAGCGUCUCCAGCUGCUUCUGUCUGCCCGGAAACUGGUGACUCUGCUCUGUGAUUGGUGCAGUUUGUGUCACUUUCUGUCCGACUACCUGAGAUCCAAAGUUCAACAGCGACACUGUUAUUGCUGCUGCUGCUGAUGAUGAUAGUGAUGAAGAUGUCACAGCUGCUCCUCAUCCUCUGCUGCAUCCUCUGGGUCUCUGCUGAAGAUCUUCAUGAGGAUCUUGUGGUCGGUGGCUGUUCAGACUCUGAUGGAGAGAUGUUGUACACACUGGACCGUGAAGAGGUUUGGUACGCAGACUUCAUCAGCCAGAAAGGAGUCAUGCCUCAGCCAGACUUCAUAGAUCCAAUUAGUAUCCCAGGAGCUUAUGAAGAGGCUGUGGCUGAGCAACAAGUCUGCAGACAGAACCUGAAGACGUGUCGAAUCGCAAUGAAGGACCUCCCAGUGGAACAGGAUCCUCCCUCCGACCCGAUCAUCUACAUCAGAGACACCUUGGAGCUCAGAAUGAAGAACACGCUUAUCUGUCAUGUGACUGGGUUCUAUCCGGCCCCCGUCGAAGUCUUCUGGACCAAGAAUGGAGAGAACGUGACCGACGGAACCAGCAUCAACGUUCCCUUCCCCAACAAAGAUGGUUCCUUCACCCAGAUCUCCAGACUGGACUUCAUCCCACAGCUAGGAGACAUCUACAUGUGUUCAGUGGAACAUGUAGCCCUGAGCCAACCACUGACUGCAAUGUGGGAUGUCCAGACAACUCCGCCCAGUGUUGGACCUGCAGUGUUCUGUGGAAUUGGUCUGACUGUCGGUCUGCUCGGCGUUGCAGCUGGACUCUUUUUCUUCAUCAAAGGACACAAACGCAGCUGAUUGGUCGAGGCGGAUGAUGCCAUCAGUGUUUGGUGUAGAUCUAUCUGGAGAUAAUCCAGGUGUUUCCCUUUUCAUUGUCAAUGAAUGUACUCUUGCUUCAUCCACAUGAGUCAAACUUCUUCACUGUUCUUUCAGUGUUUAGUUUGAACAACCGGUUUCACAUGAUUCCACCUGAAGAUCAACUCUGACUGUUCUCUGCAGUUCAGCUGCUGCAACAAGAGCCUGAAGUGUCUGCUCCAUCAAAUCAUCAAAUCUGUUUCAGUUCAGUUCCAUGCUCAGUGUUUCUCCUUUCUGAUGGCUGUGAUCAGUUUCUGUUCAGUCUGAAAGGUUUCUGUUCCCUCUGACCCCCAAAACCUCAGUUCUGUUACCGUUACUCAGACUCCUUGUUAGACUUCAGUGAAAAUGAGCAUCUGUGAUACAACCAGCUGCUGUGAAUCUAAAUACCGUAAUUUCCGGACUAUUGAGCGCACCGGAAUAUAAGCCUCACCCACUAAAUUUAAAAAGAAAAAAAGUUUUGUACACAUACAAGUCGCACCUGACUAUAAGCCACAGGUGUAUCGUAUAGCUGUAUCGUGCAUAUAUAGUAUAUGCACGAUGCGGCGCGGAUGUCCGCGCUGUAUCGUAAACGCGGAUGUCCACGCUGUAUUGUGCAUAUAUAUAAUAUAUGCAUAUACUAUAUAUGCACGAUACAGCGCGGAUGUCCAUGCGUGUUCCGCGCUCCACUCGGACGGUGAUUUCUGUUGCAUUGCGCGCUCACUUCCGCUUUUGAUGACGUAUCGUGCUCAGGCGAUUAGUCGACGCGUCGUUUGUGGCAGCCCUAUUCUGUACACAGGUUUAAACCAGUGUAAACUGAUAUAAAUUAGUUAUAAAAGGUGUAAGCUGGUCUGUUAACUGUUUAAACUAGUGUAAACUGGUGUAAACUAAUUUACCUGGUGUAAACUGCUCUGUUAACUGUUUCAUACCAGUGUAAACUGAUAUAAACUGGUUUAAUCAGGUGUAAACUCAUAUGUUUAAAACUGGUGUAAACUGGCCUGUGAACUGUACUAAACUGGUGCAAUCUGGAAUAAACUAGUUUAACUGA